GCCAACUGUUGAGUUUCUUCCGCUUCCGAGAGUAAGAGCGAGAGAGUGAGAGGGCGAUGGCGAGAGUGAGAUGGUUCGAUGGGGCUUGGGAGAGCGUGGGCGGCAAAAGGGGAGUGGGAGUAAGAACGAUACGGCCUUUUUAGCCGCACGGCUCUCUCUCUUUCUCUCUCUCCCAUUUCGCCGGCAUCCAAGGGCUGCUUACAGGUGUUUAUAUAGCUUCGUGAUUUACCGAACUUCCCAGCCGAGAGCGUCCAUCUCGCUCCCACCGCCGACCUCCCGCCAUAGCGCUCUCUCGCUCGCAGUCGCUUUAUAUUCCUGGCGACGCUUCGCCUUCGCAUCAGUUUCGUUUGAAACGUCGACGAGGCGCGUUGUGGUCCAACCAAAAAUCAAAAAAACAAAACCGAACAGAACAGAACAAAACAGAACAAACCUCAUCUGCACAGCAGAACAGCGCCAAGCAGGCCAAACAUUCAAACUGAAAUUCAAAACUCUCAGAAGCCCUCAAGUUCUCCAAAUCAUCAUCGCCCAAAACAAAGUUCUACCAAACCAAAACCAAUUUAAAAAACACACUUAAAACUCUCAAUAUAUAAACAUACAACUCUUUUUUUGAUUGUGCUUCUAAGUGUUGUGCUGAAACUAUAUUAACUUGUACAAAAUAUUCAAAGAUAUUCAAAAGUAUUUAACCUAUAUUUGUAAAAUAACCACUUUAAGGCUAAGUAAACAAACUCAAACCUAAUCAAAAAACUAAAACAAAAACAAACUUUAAGCCACAACGCAGACAGUUUAAGAAAGUUUUGUGCUUUUUGAAUCCUAACUGUAACCGCGUAAAACGCACAAAAAUGUGCACGAAAUUCUCGCUUGACUCGAACGACUGAAAAGUUCGUUCCAUUGAAAACAAACACUUUAUGCGAAACGCGCCAAACUUUUGAUUAAUUAAAAGUAAAACAAAAACAAAAAGCCGACAGCCAACCAAGAACACUGGCUUCUGGCGACCAACAGGCAUCGAGAACAACCACAACAACGAGAGUCCUGAAACUCGCCCACAAACAACAACUUCACCUCCAGGAAGUUAAACAAAAACAAAAACAACAAAAAAAUACACAAACGAACAAAAAAAAACAAGUAGGAAAAAGCUAAACUUUGACAGAACAUCAACAUCGAAAUGGAAUUGGCCAUCAGAAUUGUCAAUCCGCAGUUAGCCCACUUCAGCAACAACAACAACAUCUAUAACAUCAUCAACAACAACAACAACAACAGUAUUUACAACAGCAAUAGCAGACAACUAAUAACCAACAGUAGCUGCAAUUGCAACAUCAACAACAACGACGAAAACAACAAUCCCAACAGUGACAACUAUUUAACAACGAUAAUAUCAACAGCGGCAAGAACUGCGAUAACCACAGGCAACAACCAACUGGCUGCAACAACUUGCAACAACUUAGCAGCAGCAAGAACAACAACGGCGACAACCACUCGAAAUGCAGCAGCAACAACCGUCCAACGACCAGCUGCUCGAGCCAAUUGCUUCCACCAGCAACGCGGCCAAAACUAAGCCGUCAAUUGGCAACAACAAUCCGGCAGUAACAACAACAACAGCAACAACAACCACCAACAAUUUCCACCAACAACUGCAGGCAACAACGGCAGCAACCAUGCAACGUCUACGAACAACUUUUACGCGUUCGCGCACUCCAACUGGAGCCGAAAUGAAGAUGCAGAACAGUCUGGAGGUUCCGAAGCAGGUGCGGUCGGCCUCCUUCGAUGAGAUGCAACUGGAGUCGCAGCGUGCCUCCUCCAGCCUGCUCAAGCAGCAAUCCUCGGCAGAAGAACGCUCCUCGGAGGCCGGCUUGUUGCAGGUUCCUUUGGCGGCUCAUCAACAACGCUCGCACAGCUUCGACUCGGCAACCGCUACGGGUGGCAGCGAUGAUUCCGGCACCUUCUUGGAGGUGCCGCCGCGUAUGAAGGACCGUCGCCGAAGUUCGUCCACCAAAACACCACCGCCCUGCGUCCACUGUCAGUAUGUGGAGGAGUACGAACGCCGGAUGACCGCCGAUCAGCGUUACUUCAUCGAUCACCGAGAGCUCUCGGCACUGAGCUAUAGCAACACCAGUUCGGAUGAGAGCGAGGACGAGGAGGACAACAACAAUCCCGAGGAGGAGGAGGAGGGCAGCACGGCCAUCGAGGAUGCCGAGGAGGAGACCACCGAGGCGGCAACCGAGGAGGCGGACGAGGAUCCUCGCACCGAAGUCGAAUCCGAGCACGAUCACGAUCCGGACGACGAUGCCGCCGUCGAGAUGGACAUUCGCAUUGGUAACAUCAGUCAGGGCAGUAGUAUCGAGGAGUCUCGAGCCCGCUUGCCGCGACAAAUGCGACGCCACACCAUUGGCAGCAGUUCGGUGACCUCCGCUUCGGAGGACGAAGGCUUGGAGGGAUCCGACAAUGGGUCACCGCACUUUGGCAACACCCUGUUGCCCCCGCAACCGGCAACACCGUGCGGCAUUACCUUCACGCUGAGUCCCACCAACGGGGAUUAUCCAUCGCCACCGCAUCUUCCAUUGGAUCCCGGCUCGCCACCGAUGUCCCCGUGCUCCUCCGCCUCGGGAAGACUACCGAUUUUGGCGCCCACUAUUUCCACGGCCUGCUCGUCGGCGGAUGCCGAUGAUGCCGGGGCAGCCAUGGGUUUGCCGGUCCGAACCCGUCGCCGUUCGAUUUCGCGACAGGAGGCCAUCUUUGUGGAGCCCACUGGCAAUUCACUCGAGAAUGUUUCGCACGAGGAGGUGGACAACAGCAACACCAAGUCAUCGGUGGACACGGCCGAUUCGCUGGAGGAGGCGUCCACCAUGGCCACCUGUGGUUCGCCAGGCGCUGUGGGUGGUGCCGGCACCUCUGGCGGUGGCCAUCACAAUGCUUUUGUGGUCAGGGAUAUAUAUCUAACCGUGCCCGAUUUGAAGCGAGAUCGUGCUGCCUCGGUGGACUCGUGCUUCUCGAAACUCUCGACGGGACCCAAAACGGAGGAGCUGCAACCGAGCGCCGAUGGCUGUUUCCUCACAGUUCCGAACAUUAAUGCAACGCGAUCGCGUUCCGUGGACAUCGUCCUGCCCACCGACGAGCAGGCCAGGUACAAGGCCUUGUCCAUGACAGGAUCUGGAGCCAACUACGCAGAUGGGCGUACCGCUUCGGCGAGCAACUCCCGGCGACCAAUUCGAAUUGUUCCCGACUGGACGGAGAAUGCGGUGCAGGGGGAGCACUACUGGAAGCCCACCUCGGCGUCCGGCGAUCUUUGUUGCCUCAACGAGGAGUGCAUUAAGAGUGGACAGCGGAUGAAGUGCUCCGCCUGCCAGCUGGUUGCGCACCACAACUGCAUUCCGUUCGUGAACGAGAAGGCCUCGCUGGCAUGCAAGCCAACCUACCGGGACGUGGGGAUCCGGCAGUACAGGGAGCAGACCACCACCCACCACCACUGGGUGCACCGCAAGCUGGAGAAGGGCAAGUGCAAGCAGUGCGGCAAGUUCUUUCCUAUGAAGCAGGCGGUGCAGAGCAAGCUCUUUGGUUCCAAGGAGAUUGUCGCGUUGGCCUGUGCGUGGUGCCACGAGAUCUACCACAACAAGGAGGCCUGUUUCAGCCAGUCCAAAAUCGGCGAGGAGUGUCGUCUCGGCAACUAUGCGCCCAUCAUUGUGCCGCCAUCCUGGAUUGUGAAGCUGCCGACGAAGGGGAACUUCAAGUCCUCGAUACGCGUGAGCAACAAGAACAAUGCGGCCUCAGGAUCGGGGGCUCGGCUUCAGGGGGGCGGAGGGGCUGGUGGCGGAGGGGGCGGGGGAAAGAGCAAGAAGCAGACGCAGCGGCGGCAGAAGGGAAAGGAGGAGAAGAAGGAGCCGCGGGCAUUCAUCGUAAAGCCCAUCCCGUCGCCGGAGGUAAUCCCGGUCAUUGUGUUUAUCAAUCCAAAGUCGGGCGGCAAUCAGGGCAACAAGCUGCUGGGCAAGUUCCAGCAACUGCUCAAUCCCCGCCAGGUCUUUGAUUUGACGCAGGGCGGCCCGAAAAUGGGCUUGGACAUGUUCCGCAAGGCACCGAAUCUGAGGGUUUUGGCCUGUGGAGGUGACGGCACUGUUGGCUGGGUCCUGUCCGUCCUGGAUCAAAUCCAGCCGCCACUUCUUCCGGCUCCGGCUGUUGGCGUCCUGCCCUUGGGAACCGGAAAUGAUCUCGCUCGCGCUCUCGGAUGGGGAGGGGGCUACACGGACGAGCCGAUUGGGAAGGUCCUGCGCGAGAUUGGGAUGUCGCAGUGCGUGCUCAUGGAUCGCUGGAGGGUGAAGGUCACGCCCAACGAUGACGUCACCGAUGACCAUGUCGAUCGGAGCAAGGCGAACGUUCCGUUGAACGUCAUCAACAACUACUUCUCGUUCGGCGUGGACGCCCACAUCGCCUUGGAGUUCCACGAGGCACGCGAGGCACAUCCGGAGCGCUUCAACUCGCGGCUGCGCAACAAGAUGUACUACGGCCAGAUGGGCGGCAAGGAUCUGAUCCUGCGCCAGUACCGCAACCUCUCGCAGUGGGUGACGCUCGAGUGCGACGGCCAGGACUUCACCGGCAAGCUGCGCGACGCCGGCUGCCAUGCGGUCCUCUUUCUGAACAUUCCGAGUUAUGGCGGUGGCACGCACCCGUGGAACGACUCCUUCGGCGCCUCAAAGCCCUCGAUUGACGAUGGCCUAAUGGAGGUGGUGGGUCUGACCACCUACCAGCUGCCGAUGCUGCAGGCCGGAAUGCACGGCACCUGCAUUUGCCAGUGCCGCAAGGCGCGCAUCAUCACCAAGCGAACUAUUCCGAUGCAAGUGGACGGGGAGGCAUGUCGCGUCAAGCCAUCGGUGAUUGAGAUCGAGCUGCUCAACAAGGCUCUCAUGCUCUCCAAACGAAAGCAUGGACGUGGCGAUGUCCAGGUAAAUCCGCUGGAAAAGAUGUCGCUGAACAUUUUGAGGGUGACGAUGCAGCAGUACGAGCAGUACCACUACGACAAGGAGAUGCUGCGCAAGUUGGCCAACAAACUUGGCCUAAUCGAGAUCGAAUCGCAGUGCGAUCUGGAGCAUGUGCGCAAUAUGCUCAACGCCAAGUUCGAGGAAUCCAUCUCGUAUCCAAAGGUCUCACAGGAUUGGUGCUUCAUCGAUUCCUGCACCGCGGAGCACUUCUUCCGCAUCGACCGUGCCCAGGAGCAUUUGCACUACAUCUGCGACAUCGCCAUCGACGAGCUGUACAUUCUGGACCACGAGGCGGCCACCAUGCCGCAGACACCGGAUCAGGAGCGCUCCUUUGCGGCGUUCUCGCAGCGGCAGGCGCAGAACGAGCGGCGCCAGUUGGACCAGGCCCAGGGACGCGGACCGGGCAGCACCGAUGAGGAUUUGCAAAUUGGCUCCAAGCCCAUUAAAGUGAUGAAGUGGAAGAGCCCUAUACUGGAGCAAACUUCCGAUGCCAUACUACUAGCAGCCCAGAGCGGCGAUCUCAAUAUGUUACGUGCACUACAUGAACAAGGAUACUCACUACAGUCAGUGAACAAAAACGGACAGACGGCGUUGCACUUCGCCUGCAAAUACAACCACAGGGACAUUGUCAAAUACAUCAUCGCAUGCGCCACACGACGCGUCAUCAACAUGGCCGACAAGGAGCUUGGACAGACAGCGCUGCACAUUGCCGCCGAGCAGAACCGUCGCGAUAUCUGCGUGAUGCUGGUGGCCGCCGGGGCCCAUCUGGACACCCUGGACUGGGGCAAUACACCGAUGAUGGUGGCAUUCAACAAGAACGCCAACGAGAUAGCCACGUACUUGGAAAGUAAGCAGGGUGCACCGAUCGUCGUGGGCUGGCCCGAUGAAUCGGAAAUGGAAACGGAACCGGAACCGGAACCAGAUGAGGAACCGGGACCGAGUAAAAAAAUCCCCGGAAGCUCCCUCCAUGUAGAGCAAUCGCUAGACAAACUUACACGUAGUGGGGCUAAACUCACAACUCACCCCGGACAUACCGACAAACUAUAUAUAAUAAUCAAUCACAAAGCCAGAAUAUCCGUAAAUCCGUAAAAACGUAAUGCAAGAAAAACAUAGAACUUAAUUUUAACAUUGCAAAUUUCUCCUUUCUAUGCCAACUACGAACAAACAAAUGGAAUAUGUCUUGUACAUAACGCAACCAACCUAAUCAAAUCGAACAAAAUCAAAUCAAAUUAAAUUAAAUCUACAUUCCACUACGAAAACUAAAACUUAGGUCAAGAGCGUUUUAUGCAUCUGGAGGUGCAGACAAGGAUCUAAGUGGAUCAAAUUCACCCUACAACAUAGUAAACCUAAUGAUAAUCGCUUUUUUUUCGGCAAUUUUUUUGUGUUAGCAAGUACGAGAAAAAUCUAAUUUAAUCUAAGCAAGAAAAAUACAUACAAAAGUAAAAAAAAACACACACACUCAACACAUUUAGAGCAUAAGAAAACGAUUGAUUAGUUUAUUAACGUAAGGAAAAGCUAGCAAAACGAAAGGCAACAUUUGUCCCAAAAAUUCAAUUUUUAAUUACCUUACGAAAAACGCAAAAAAAAGCAACAAAAUAUAUACAAAAUGGAAAAGCAAAUGCAAAUGGAAAUUCGAAAUUUAUUUGUUUUCACUUACCGUUUGAUUAACGAUUAAUGAUUAUAUUGUGAUAUCUAAAUUAAUUAAUAUAUUGGACUAGAGAGCGAGAACGAAAGCAAAUCGAAAUUGAUAUUCGCUAAGGUAAUACUAACCAACCCAAAAAAGGAAAAGAAAGAAAACAAAAAACAAACACACACAGAGACACAUUAAGCAAAUAUAUCGCCUAUAUAUAUUAUAUACGUUUAA
Molecule: messenger RNA, 6828 nt
Organism: Drosophila ficusphila
Lineage: Eukaryota; Metazoa; Arthropoda; Insecta; Diptera; Drosophilidae
Gene: rdgA
Product: eye-specific diacylglycerol kinase
Biological process (GO): lipid phosphorylation; diacylglycerol metabolic process; intracellular signal transduction
Molecular function (GO): ATP-dependent diacylglycerol kinase activity; protein binding
Source: RefSeq, a predicted model, not a curated record